Molecule: messenger RNA, 1194 nt
Organism: Hyaena hyaena (striped hyena)
Lineage: Eukaryota; Metazoa; Chordata; Mammalia; Carnivora; Hyaenidae
Gene: UBTFL1
Product: upstream binding transcription factor like 1
Source: RefSeq, a predicted model, not a curated record
AUGUGCCUAGAAGAUGCAGAACUUCGGGAAUUAUUAAAAAGCCACAGUAGGGCUGCCAAGAGCCUCCCCGCUUGUCCUGCUCAAUGCAGUGCCCUUGAUGCCCUGUAUGGGGUGGGUGGCUUUGUGGUGCCAGCACGCACACGAGAGGCAUCCUGGUCUUCAUCCUCUGUAAUAGCCACCCUCUGGCCUUCAGCUCACCCUCUGCCUCCAGAACUAGAAGUGGCAUUGUCUAGAGGCCAAGGUCACUGGUCCAAAGAAGACAUUAUGAACUUACUAGAACGUAUGGAGACUAACCUUCCAUCCAAUGACAGCCACACAUUCAAAACAACUCAGUCACAGAUGGACUGGGAAAAAGUAGCUUUUAAGGAUUAUUCUAGAGAAAUGUGCAAACUCAAAUGGUUGGAGGUUUCUUAUCACCUGAGAAAAUUUCGCACUUUGACAGAAUUAGUCCGGGAAGCUAAGGAACAUGUUGAAAAGACCGACAGAAGCAAAAAUCGCAAGAAACAACUAGACUUGCCCAAGAAGCCCCUGACUGCUUACCUUCGCUUCUUCAAGGAGAAGUGGCUUCAGUGCUCCCCAAAAUAUCCCAACCUGAGCAAUCAGGAGCUGAACAAGCUCAUGUCUAAGAAAUACAAGGAGCGCCCAGAGCAGAUACAGCUCAAAUACAUUCAAGAUUUUCAGAAGGAGAAACAAGAAUUCCAGGAGAAACUGGCUCGAUUCAAGGCUGACCACCCUGAUCUAUUCCAGAACUCCAACAAAUCGAAUGCAACCAAGAGAAGCCCAAACAGGGCCCAAAAGAAGUUUCGUCAUGUGCCAGAAGUGAAGUCUCCCCCAGAAAACUAUUUUUACAAGACAAUGACAUUCCAUGGAGAGCUCCAGAAGCCCCCCAUGAAUGGACAUGAGAAGUUCCACUGGGAUUUGUGGUUGAGUAGGGAGCUACAAGAUGUGCCCCUGAGGCAGCACAGGGUGGAGAUUGGCAGGUGCUGGCAGCGAGUCCCACAGAGCCAGAAGGACCAUUAUAAAAAGCAGCAGGCUGAGGAGCUGCAGAAACAACAGUAUAAGGUGGAUCUGUAUGCCUGGCUCAAGAGCCUGUCUCCUGGAGAGUGUGCUGCCUACAGAGAGGCAACCUAUACUAAAUGUAAAAUCAUGAGCAUGAGAGGAGGUCCAGACCCCAAGGUCAGACAUGAUGUCUGA